Messenger RNA from Clonostachys solani, 375 nucleotides. Lineage: Eukaryota; Fungi; Ascomycota; Sordariomycetes; Hypocreales; Bionectriaceae. The record is from the annotation of a GenBank genome assembly.
AUGCUCUCAUUGGAUGAGCACUGCCGUGAGAAGGACGGCCAACCAGGGACCAGCCGUGUCAAUCAGUCAGUACUAGCCACCAGGCCUCACUCGGACAGGCAUGCGAGCAGCUUCCUUCACCCCGAGCGUCUGGCCCAGGCCGCCCAGCAUCCAUUUGCUGUAAAUGGUCUUUUUAAGAUUGCUGCCGGCAGCACACUUCCUCCAGGAACCACGGCAGGCCUUGCUACGGGAUGCAGCUGGUGGACACCCUGGACGCAGGCAAUCUCUUCUAGCAAGCCAUUCGACGAACCCAUCCACCAGGUGGUGCCACCAGCAGCCACCGUCCACACUAAGAUGGCCAAGCCCUUUUGGGCUUUGACUGAUCUACCCUCCUGA